This is a messenger RNA of Cordyceps fumosorosea ARSEF 2679, 1506 nucleotides long. RefSeq lists its product as hypothetical. The transcript has 2 exons. Lineage: Eukaryota; Fungi; Ascomycota; Sordariomycetes; Hypocreales; Cordycipitaceae. Bases 1 to 1506 code for a protein of 501 amino acids. The record is from RefSeq and is a predicted model, not a curated record.
AUGUCGGCAGACACCUCGACUCCAGAAUCCGACGCUGGGCCAAGCACGUUGCCAGGCACCUCGACUCUAGAACGCAGAAAAUCCAAGUCGCCAUGGCUGCCAGUCGAGAUUCAGAUCAAGAUCGUCGACUGCUUGUUCGACAGUAUCACAGAAUCGAAGAGCAACAGCCGCGGGGAGCCGGUCCGCGAACUGCGGCCGAAGAAGCCCGCCGCCCUGGGCGCCGCCCAGGUGUGCUACUGGUGGCGGGAGAAGCUCGAGCCGCUGAUCUACCCCAACAUCUUCCUGACGCAACACUGCGUCGGCGUGCUGCGGCAUCUCACGCCCGUGCAGCGCGACCGCGUCCGGUACAUCAAGCUGGCGAUCGAGAUGGAGGACCAGUCAUGCGGCUCCUGUCUCGCCUCUUCUGAGAACGACGGCAAGGCGGCCGCGACGGUCAAGGGGCGGGGCUCCAAGUCCCCAAUGGCCCUGGGGCGGGUCCAGAGGAGGAGCGAUCUCCGGGCGGCCCAGGCCGCGCUCGAGUGCCUCUUUCGAUGCCUGUCCGACUGGCCGUGGCUGCACGCGGAUGGCACGUCGACGGGCCUGAGGCUCGAGAUCGGCCUCGUCUGCCGCGAGUGCGCCACGGAGCACGCCAUCCCCGACGCCGGGCACCUCGGCACCACAACCAAGUGCAUCGACACCAAUGAGCGUUUGAAGCUCGUCCCAGCCCCGGUCGUCAAGGAGCUCAUCAUGCGUCAACAAUCGCGCUAUCGGAUCGGCCCCCACAUCAUGGCGGGGAUAUUCAAGGCCCUUCCAACGGUCAACUCGAUGCUGAGCAUAAGGCACCUUGCGCUGCCCGAGGACCUCAACACGGACCAUCCACGCGACCUCCCCGUACAUCACGAGAGAGACCCGCGAGGCCUCGGCGGCCCUGAAUUCUGCGCGUUUGCAUUCAGCGUCGCCCGCCGCCAGCUGGAGACGCUCUCGGUGUCGCACAUGAUCGAGGCCGACCACUUCUUCUCCGCGCUGGACCUGGAGGGAUGGUGGCCGACGCUCAGGUCGGUGCACAUGACCUCGCGCCUCAUGCUACCGCCGUCGGGGCCGACCGAGAAUCGCCUGCAGCAGCACAUCCAAAAGGUAAACUUUAUGCUGCGGAUGGUGGCCAGGCGCGUGCUGUCCUACAUGCCCAGGAUCAAGAGGGUGGUCCUCUGGAAUGGCGAGGUGGGCGCCGCAGGCGCGUUUAGCUUCUGCGUGCGGCGGCUAGGGCCGGAGGAUGAGAACAGCGGCGAGGGCGGUGAGGGCCUCUACGCGACGAUUGGCUGGCGCGGGACAUGGCCGCUCGUGAUAGACGGGAAGACAAUCGGGGCGUGGAACAGACUUGCCCGGUCCUGCACGGGCGGCGAGCCACUGGGCGUGGAGUGGCCAGAGAUGCUGGAGGAGGGCGCGAUAGACUCGCGUAGUACGGCGAUUCGGAGGCUCGGCCUGACGGAGGAGGUCAUGGACACGGCGUCGUCGGAGCAGGUUGUAUGA